Molecule: messenger RNA, 735 nt
Organism: Trichobilharzia szidati
Lineage: Eukaryota; Metazoa; Platyhelminthes; Trematoda; Strigeidida; Schistosomatidae
Source: the annotation of a GenBank genome assembly
AUGGUUGCAUCUAGAGAAGAUCUUUACCGAUCGUUGGUUUCUUCGUGUGAAGAGAAAAAGCUACAGAUAGAAUCAUAUAAAAAUAAACUUCAACGUGUCAAUGAAGAUUGUGAAACUGUACAAUGUUCAUUGAUAGACAAUUGUGAGCUAUUACCAAAAUUAAUAUCAGAUGUAGAAAGUCAAUUGUAUGCAGUUGAAUCAGAUAUUCAUCGAGAAUUUGAAGCAUUCAAUCGUGCUGUGGAUAGCUUAUCAAUGCUUCAAAAAUAUGAACAUUUAAUAACUACAGAGUUGAAACCAACAUUUGAUCAAGUGUAUGCCUUAAUGGAGAAAUUAGUGGAAGUUACAAAUAACGAGAAAGAAUAUCAAGGAGUAGUGGAUUUACUAGUGAAAGAUAAUAAGAAAAUGCAGGCAACAGUGGAAGAAGUACAGGCACAGUUAGCUGAACAUCAUUCACAGGUGGUGAGAAGGAAGUUGUUAUUGAAUAACAGGAAGAAGGCACGUGAAACUGAUGAUGCAGAUAGGUCAAAAAAGAUUGACCAGUUUGUAGCUGAAGAAGAAACAUUGCAGAAACAAUUGUCUGGUAUCACUCGAGGCAAUUCAUGCACGAUGAGACAGAUAAACAAAGAAGAGGAGGCACUUCAAGAGGUUUCAAAAUGUCGAAUUUCCUUUGAAGAACUGAACGAAGUACUACUUGAUAUAAACCACAUUGUAGAGAGAAUUUCUUCGUCAAGAUGA